UCCCAGAGACUGAUGUGUGGGGCGUGUGCAUGACUUCAGUCUCGUCUGAUUGGUGUCUCGGGGGCUCCAUAAAAGGAGAGAGUAUUAGGAGUCAAAGAGGCUCGUAUCACCACAGCGUCACACAGAAGAGCUGGAGAUCCUUCAUGAUGACAGACACAAGAUGAAAUGAAGACGUGAGCGCUUUGGAGGCAUUGCUGUGGAUGUAGUCUGGAAAGUUACGACGUAUUGCUUGUAUUUCUCGGGCUGGAUCCGGCUGGUGAGUGAGAGACUCUGUCUGGACAAUAGUCUCUCUGUUGUGACGGUGUACAGUUACACAGCUGGUGUGAGGAGUAACUAUAUAUAGACUGAUGUAGUGACCACAGCACUGAAUGUACAAAACAAACUUUAAAACAGAUCUUUGCACUGGCUGAUACUUACUGAAACCCCAAAUGAUUCUUAAAUCAAAUCAAGUAUUGUUUUAUAUUGUGCACCUACUGUAAAUGAUUAUCUCUUGUGCUCUUGGAGUUUGUCAGUGUCUCAGAUCCAUGAGCUCAAUCUUUUCUUCUUGUCAUGGGCAACCACGCAUUUACCGCAGAUGUUGAAGAUUUCAAGUGCAUCGUGUCGACUCUGGAGAACCAGCGCGUUCUGAGCGAACACAGCAGACGGCAGAACAUACUCUCUCUGAAUCAUGCCGCUGAUGAAGAAGCAGGACAGGAAAUGAAUGAAGUGACUCAGGAACCAGAUCUGCUGGCCCUCAGGUUUCUUUACAGUAACACAGACACUCCCAGAGACACCACAGAGCCCGUCAGCAGCUCUUCUUCUGGCACAAGCACGACUCGGCUCCCGGCGUAUCUCUCGGCGUUAGCCGCUAAACCGCGAGCGGCCCCGUGGGGCCCCGGCACUAUGGAGCAGAUCAGAGCAGAGCUCCGAGAGCUACGAGAUGAACUGGACACACUGAGGACUCAGCACAAAAGAGAGAUCAAGCUGCUCAUGAACGAACUGGAUGAAGAAAAGAAGAUGCGUUUGUCACUGCAAAUUGAAGUGGAACAUCUUAAGAAGCACAUGUCCAAGUGAGGAAGCCGUCAGACGUCACAGAUACAGAUACAGACGCUCUGAGUCUCAGCCAAACUCAAGCGUGUUUACAAAGACUAAGGACGAACGUUGUAUCAGAACUCAAUGAACAUACUGCUGUAUAAACACCUUUUGGGUUUGAAACCAUUAGAAAGCGAGAGCAACAUGUAGUUUCAAUCACAUGCAUUGAUUACAUAGACUAAUUAACAUCAGACCUUACAUUUAAUUUCAUCUUUAUAUAUAUCAGCCGUUUUCAGUGUUGUGUGAAGGAGGAUUCUAAAGCUCGAAGAACACUGUUAGGGUGAGUUCUUCAUCAGAAAAAGAAUAUGUGUUAAACUGUAAUUUAUUUCAGCAUCAUUACUCCAGUCUUCAGUGUCACGUGAUCUUCAGAAAUCACUCUAAUAUGAUGUUUUGCUGUAUUUCUGAUUAUUAUCAGUAUUGAAAACAGUUAGUUUUUGUGGAAACUGUGAUACAUUUAUUCAGGAUUGUUCAGAAGAACUUGCUUUUUUAAAAAAUUUAAUUUUUUGUUACAAUGCAAAUUCACAAUCGUAAAAAAAAAAAAAAAAAAAAAAAGUUACUGGACAACCAACUUUUAAAAAGUAGCGUGUGUUGAAAUGUAUUAACAUUGCUGUCAUAUUUAUACAUGCAUGGGUAU
Molecule: messenger RNA, 1705 nt
Organism: Cyprinus carpio (common carp)
Lineage: Eukaryota; Metazoa; Chordata; Actinopteri; Cypriniformes; Cyprinidae
Source: RefSeq, a predicted model, not a curated record